Messenger RNA from Melampsora larici-populina 98AG31, 1341 nucleotides. RefSeq lists its product as uncharacterized. The coding region runs from base 1 to 1341 and encodes 446 amino acids. NCBI's taxonomy places the organism in Eukaryota, Fungi, Basidiomycota, Pucciniomycetes, Pucciniales, Melampsoraceae. The record is from RefSeq and is a predicted model, not a curated record. The transcript is spliced from 8 exons.
AUGAAACAAUCAAUCAAGACAAUGGUGCUGAAUUGUGCUUAUCUGAUUCUUAUGCUGCAAUGCUGGUAUUUUGUUACCCCCACCUCAGCCAUGGUCCCUGAUCUAGGAGAAGCGUGGUAUUUGAAAGAUGUAGAUUAUCAUAAAAACUGGCAUAUCUCACCUAGUUCAUCUGCACAAGGCUCAAAGGACCACCUCACAAGAUACUUGGAUAGAAACCUAGAGGACAGGCAGAAUUCUCCACCCUUCUUCCUUUUUCCCCCUCACACUGAUUUUCCUCCUGACACACCCACAGAAGGAUUUGAUGCGCUUGGGCUAAUGAACCAGAUGUUAAAAUCAGAAGUGGAAACUUGGCCUGAAUACAUCCAGGAGAUAUUAAAGACCCAGCCAUCAUUCAGAAUCAAGAAUUUUUGGGGAUUUAUUUCAGAACUUUCAGAUUUUAUGACAACACCAAUUCUUCAGAAGACUCUCUUUGAAUUGGAUGAAGAGGAGCAAUUGAUUGAAAACCGGGAUCGGCGGGAGCAUAUUGGCUUACUUGAAUAUGAAAAGCAUGUUAAGCUCAUUAUACCAAGUGUUUAUCUUCAGAAUAGUAAGCCUAAAGAGGUCAUAGAUAUCUUCACAGGAGAAGAACAAGAGAAGCUGAGGCAAUACAGGAUCCUCCUGGAGAAACAGUGGUCUGCAGAUGAUCAAGUACAUCUGUAUAAAGUGUGGGGUUCACACAUGAGGACUUAUAUGGAGGUACAAGGUGUUGUCAAGGGAAUUCUUGAGUCCCAGGCAAUCCUGGUCAGAUGGUUGCAAAAAGGCACAUUCAAUGCUCAUAGCAGGAUGCACGCAGUUUUUCAAAAUUCAUUGGAUCCAAAUUGUGAAGCUCUUACAAAUGAAUUAGUGGAAUCUGUUCAGUCUUUGGACCAAAUAUCAUUUGAAAAACUUUACCUCUGUCAACGACAAGAUCAUUAUGGGAUUUAUGACUCUUUGUUUGAUGAACCAGGUUUAGAAGAAAGAAAAGUUUUUGUCUUCUGGGUCAAAUACAUGCCAUUCUUUCUUGAAAUGAGAUCAAGGGAAGAUCUACAAACUUGGCAAUGCAUGAUGACAAUGUUGAUUGAGAGUGACACACAGAACGGUCACUUGGAAUCCAUCAUGGAACAAUUUUUGAUUCAAGAUCCAUCUUCACAAAACCAGAAGAAUUUGAUCAAGAGGUUCUUAGAAUUUGCUCGUGCAAAACCGGGGGAUGGAAGUUUCAAAGAGCUUAUAAAAGAUGGGCUAAAUGAGAUGAAAAAAACUCCUGAUAUGCCUUGGGUCUGGCAGGAAAAGAAAAGAUUGAAGGAGAUGGAGCCUGAAGAAUAG